GCGGCUGUUAGAGCGUCGCUGUGCUGCGGAGGACGCUGGUUAUAAAGCGGAAGAUGGCGACUGUUUGGAGGCUGCAGAGGAAUCUCCGGAGCUGAUACCGGGCAGGAGGACAGGAAAGAUACACGCUCAGAACGCUGAAAAGAAGACGUCUGAAACAUCGACAAUAAUGUCCCGCUCCCCUGACAAUGAAGAUGGAUACUUUGUUGCCAUGGAUACAGAGGACGAUGGUACAGAGCCUGCUGGGAUAACAGAGGAAGAGGAAACAAAGAUGGGGUCCUGUCAACAAGAAGGGAACAUGGACAGCUGUGCCAAAGGAGAGGGGAGAACAAUGGUGGAGUUGCCAGAGGAAGUUCUUGAAUAUAUUCUGUCCUUCCUCUCACCUUACCAGGAGCACAAGACUGCUGCACUUGUAUGUAAGCAGUGGUAUCGUCUCAUUAAAGGUGUUGCCUAUCAGUGUUACCAUGGUUUUUUGAGAGCUGUCCAGGAAGGAAAUAUCCAGUGGGAAAGUCGCACAUAUCCAUAUCCAGGAACUCCUAUCACUCAGCGCUUUUCACACAGUGCAUGUUAUUAUGACUCAAAUCAGUCCAUGUAUGUGUUUGGGGGUUGCACUCAGAGUAGCUGCAAUGCUGCCUUCAACGAUCUAUGGAGACUUGACCUCAACAGUAAGGAGUGGAUCCGACCUUUAGCCUCAGGCUCUUAUCCAUCUCCUAAAGCUGGAGCGACUUUAGUCAUGCACAAAGAUCUGCUAGUGCUUUUUGGAGGAUGGACUCGCCCUAGCCCUUAUCCUCUGCACCAACCAGAAAGGUUUUUUGAUGAGAUCCACACUUACUCUCCUUCAAAAAACUGGUGGAACUGUAUAGUAACAACACAUGGACCUCCACCUAUGGCUGGCCACUCUUCCUCUGUAAUUGGAAACACCAUGGUCGUGUUCGGGGGAUCUUUAGGAGCGCGUCAAAUGAGUAAUGAAGUCUGGGUUUUGGAUCUGGAGCAGUGGUCCUGGUCCAAACCGCCCAUAUCUGGCCCAUCACCCCAUCCUCGGGGAGGCCAGUCACAGAUUGUGAUUGACGAUCAAACAUUGCUCAUAUUGGGAGGCUGUGGUGGCCCUAAUGCACUUCUUAAAGAUGCCUGGCUCCUCCACAUGGAUGCACCACCAUGGAGGUGGCAGCAGCUGCAGGUGGAAAAUGAGGACCAUGGAGCUCCAGAGUUGUGGUGUCACCCAGCCUGUAGGGUGGGCCAGUGUGUGGUGGUUUUCUCACAGGCUCCAUCUGGCCGUGCACCUCUCAGCCCAAGUCUUAACUCUCGGCCCUCCCCCAUAAGUGCCAUACCUGCUCCUCUGGGCCCUGAACCGCCUUCCCUGCGCUCCCAGUCUCCUGUUCGGAGCGGGGCUGCUGGUGUUGUUCUGGGAGCUGUAGAAGAGGCUCCAUGUGUAAACGGUCGAUGGGGCACUCUGAGACCUCGGCCUUCAGCGAGAGGAAGUGCCAGAGAUGGGAGUCCAUCCUCAUCCCAACAACAAUCCCCUUCACAGGGCCCAGACAGCCCUCCUCUUCCUCCACUUCCUCCAUUAUUAAAUGGAUCCUCCCCUUCACCUCGGACCAGCCCUGCCCAGGCUGCAUCUCCCCCCUCUCGCCCUCACCUGCCUGCCUCCACAGACUAUGGCUGGGAGUCUCCCCCCUCUGCUGCUCACCAUCCCGAGGUUCCCAGCACCAAUGGCCUGCAUACACCUCCCUCUGGCUCCCCAUGCACUCCCCCAGGAGCAGUGUCACCUGCUGCCUUACGACGAGGGCUGGAGGCAGUGAAAAACAAAUCUUCCUCAUCUUUACCGUCUUCAUCGUCAUCGUCUUCCCUUCAGACACAGGGGGUUUCUCCAGGAGGAGGAGGUGGUGGUGUAGGAGGAGCAGGCCCUCCAGGAACCCCUCCGUCAUCGUCCUCCAGCCCUCCACAGGCUGCUGGAGCUGACGGACAUGCUAUCCCACCUAUUGCGCGGCGUCUCGGCCAUCACCCUCCACAGAGCCUGAACGUAGGAAAACCGCUGUACCAGUCACUCAACUGCAAGCCCAUGCAGAUGUACGUGCUGGAUGUGUCCCGAGCCAAAUCUGCCGGCGUGGUGUCCUGGAGAGUUUACGGGAACGGGACUCCCGCGGCAGUUACGGGGCCACCAGAGACCAGCCUUCACACCGUGGUACAGGGCAGAGGAGAGCUCAUCAUUUUCGGGGGCCUCAUGGACAAAAAACAGAAUGUGAAGUACUACCCUAAAACCAACGCCUUGUACUUUGUACGCGCUAAAAGGUAAUGCACCCCCAGGUGGGUUUGGGGAGACAGACGCUCCGCCCUGUGACCACACAAGGGAACUGACACACAAGGCCUUUUUCUUGUAGGAAGGAUGAUGAGAAAAGAACGUAAUCAUUACUAGAUGUUUCACUUCAGAAAUUCACUAUUCUCCCUUCUGCCUACUGCAAGCAUUCAAAAGAAAACACUUUAACUACACUUUGAUAAAAAACAUUUGCUUGAAUGUGAAAUCUUGACUGUGUGUGUGCGCGCGUGCGUGUAGGUAUGUGUGUGUGUUUGUGACCUCAGUGAUUAGACAGAGCUGGACUUUGGUUGUUAACCAAAAGGUGAACAACCAAACAGUAACGUUUCUGUUUUUCUGUCACCCUCCUCUGAACUCUUGAAAAGAGAGGAACUCUGGAAGAGCGGAUGCUGUUGUCAGAAACGGUUGACGACUACCUUGCUUUUUGUAUCACUCUUUAAGCCUGCAAUGUUUACAUUGAAAACAGUGUGAGUGUGUGUUUGUGUGUGCACGGUGGUGGUUAAAAGUUGUUGAGUAAUGUGUGUCGGGGGCCAUGGUGGCUGAGAGAUGUGGCACUGUACUAUAAACAUAGUUAAACAAUAAAGGCCUCCAUGUCUGCUCUGUCAGCGUCUUAAAA
Messenger RNA from Amphiprion ocellaris (clown anemonefish), 2924 nucleotides. It is a transcript of the gene fbxo42, whose product is annotated as F-box protein 42. Lineage: Eukaryota; Metazoa; Chordata; Actinopteri; Pomacentridae. Gene Ontology annotation, molecular function: protein binding. The record is from RefSeq and is a predicted model, not a curated record. The transcript is spliced from 10 exons. The coding region runs from base 167 to 2290 and encodes 707 amino acids.